Molecule: messenger RNA, 1512 nt
Organism: Rana temporaria (common frog)
Lineage: Eukaryota; Metazoa; Chordata; Amphibia; Anura; Ranidae
Product: gastrula zinc finger protein XlCGF17.1-like
Exons: 3
Coding region: 110-1237 (375 amino acids)
Cellular component (GO): nucleus
Source: RefSeq, a predicted model, not a curated record
GGAAGAUCACACCAUCCCUCACCAUCAUCAGGAUGAAGAACUAAAAGACAUCAAGGUUGAGGAUAAAGAGGAGGAAGAAGAGAGGUUGGUGAGUGGAGAUCAGCAGUCUAUGGAGGAGGGGGAGAUGAUUAUGGAAAAUAAACAGGAGGAAUCUUCUCUACAUAUGGACACAAAUUAUGCACAAGAUAAUGGAACAGCACAAAAUUCACAACAAACACAUUCCUUUGGUCAAAACUUACAUCACAGACCAUACUGUUUGGCAAGAUCGAUGGAUCCUUUGAAUCCUGAAGAAUCCUCUGUUCGUUCACAAAAUAUCACUUCAGAUAUUAACCUAAAAUCUUGCAUUGUGGAUAGAUCAACUGAUCCCUCUAAUCCCAAGAAGUCUUCUUUAAACCAUGAAGAAGAUUCAUUUGAGACUGGGAACAAAGUACCUUUUAGACACCAGAGAACUCACAUUCCUGAACACUCGUCUUCCUUUUCGGAGUUCGAGAAAUGUUUCACUAAUGAAGGACAACUUCUUACACACCAGAGAAGCAACACAUGUGAGCAUCCUUUUUCCUGUUCAGAGUGUGGGAAAUGUUUCACUCAGAAAGGAUGCCUUCUUAUACACCAGAGAAUUCACACAGGCGAGCGUCCUUUUUGCUGUUCAGAGUGCGGGAAAUGUUUCAUUGAGAAAGGAAAACUUUUAACACACCAGAGAACUCACACGGGUGAACGUCCAUUUUCCUGUUCAGAGUGCAGAAAAAGCUUUGCUCAGAAAGGAACCCUUAUUAGACACCAGAGAAUGCACACAGGUGAGUGCCCUUUUUCCUGUUCAGAGUGUGGGAAAUGUUUCCCCGAGAAAGGGAAACUUCUCAGACAUCAGAGAGUUCACACUGGAGCAAGUUCUUUUUCCUGUUCAGAGUGCGGGAAAUGUUUCACAAAGAAAGGUAAAUUUCUUAGACACAAGGAAACUCACAGAGGUGAGCAUUCUUUUUGCUGUUUAGAGUGCGGAAAAUGUUUCACUGAGAAAGCAAACCUUCUUGUACACUAUCAAAGUCACAAAGGCAAGCGCCCGCACUCAUGUUUGGAGUGCGGAAAAAUUUUCAACCGCAGAGGGAACCUUCUUAGGCACCAGAUAAUUCACAGCCGUGAGAGUCCUUUUGCGUGUUCUGAGUGCGGGAAAUGUUUUGUUGUGAGAGAAAAACUACUUAAACAUCAGAGAAUUCACCAUAGUGAGCAUCCUUUUUCCUCCUAAAGCCUUGUAUACACAAUUGAAAUUUCAGAUGGGAAAAGUGUGAUGGCCGAACGUUUGUAUGCUCCAUCGGACAAUUGUUGGAAUUUCCGACAACAAAUGUGGGAUAGCAUGCUUUAAGAUUUUCCGGCAAAAAAUGUGUGAUGUUGGAUUAUCCGAUCGUGUGUACAGAAGUUCGUCGGAAAAAAAUCCAAAGUACAAACACGCAUGCUCAGAAGCAAUGCUAACCAUAACACAACAUUACCAGAAGUUACCCAAAGAGUGGCGCUAAGAGCUGA